AUGUAAGACACAAAAGCACAAGAGGAAGAAAAACGAAUGCGGGAGGAAUAUGAGAAGUCACUCUCUAAAUUUCAUCUAGAACAGGAUAAACCCGCCGAUACUAUCAAAGUUGAAGAGCAUUUAGCAAAAAAAGAGACACCAAGUGCAGUAGAAAAGAAUAAUCAAACUUAGGAGGAUAAAAAGAAGUAAGAAGAAGAUGAGAAGGCAAAAGAAAAAGCUAGAAAGGUAGAAAUUUAAAGAUAGUAGCGUGAAGAGGAAUAUCAAAAGAAAUUGAAAGAGAGAGCUGAUGCAGAUAAGAAGUUUAGAGAGGAAUAGGAUAAGAAAUAAAAGGAAAAAGAAGCUGAGAAAAUGCUUGAAUAGUAGCUGUAAACUACUCCCUAGCAAUUAGAAACACCAUAGUAAACUAAAAAAGAAGAGAUCACAACUGCUUCUCCUAAUAAGCUACCCUAGACUAGCUCUACAGCAUCUAGAUUUUACAACAAUAGUGAAGAGGAUGAAAAAGCUAGAUAAAAGCAACUUAAAAUAGAUUAAUAGCGAUAAUUAAGAGAAGCUGAAUAUCAGAGAAAGCUGUAAGAACGUAAAGAAGCUGAUGAAAAAUUCAGAGUUCAAUAGGAACUUAAGGAGAAGUAAAAAUAACAAGAAUUGAAAGAAUAGGACUAAUAAAAUUCUUCAUAAAAAGAGGAGGAAGAAAAAUAAAGAUUAGCUAAAUAAAAGGAGCAAGAAGAAAAGGAAAGAUUAGAAAGAGAAAAGGAAUAAAAGAGGAGAGAUGAGGAAGAGAGAUUGAAUAAAGAAAAAGCUGAGUAGGAGAGAAUUAGACUUGAAAAGGAAGAAUAGGAGAGGAAAAGAUUACAAGAUGAAAAAGUGAGAAAAGAAAAAGAAGCUGAAGAAUUGAGAUAAAAGUAGGAGAAAGAGAGACUAGAAAAAGAAGAAAAAGAGCGUUAACAUAAACUUGCAGAAGAGAAAAGAAUCAAGGAGGAACAAGAGGCUAAAAAGAGAAAAGAGGAGGAAGAGGAAGUAUUAAGAAAGAAAAAGCUAUAGGAACAAGAGGAAGAAGCAAAACGUAAGCAAGAUGAAAAAUUGAAAAGACAAUAGGAGGAAAGAAAGAGAAGGGAGGAAGAAGAAAGAUAAAGAUUAAUUGAUGAUUAAAUUAGAAUGAAGAAAUCUUAAGAAGAAGAGGAAUAGAAGAAAUAAAGAGCUGAGUAGAGCAGGAAAUAAAAAGAAGAGCAAGAAUUAAAGAGAUAGUAGGAAGAAGAGUAGAAAAAGAAAGAAAAAGAAGAGGAGCAGUUAAGAUUAAAACAAGAAGCUAGACGUUAAAAAGAAGAAAACGAGAGACUUAGAUAAAUUGAAGAAGAAUAAAAGAGAUAGUAAAUGCAAGAAGAUGAAUAAAAGCAUGAUGAGGCAAGGCUAGAGUAGAAAUAAAAAGACUAGGAGAGGUAGGCAUAACAAUAAGAAGAGGAAGAUAAGAAUGAUAAUGAUGAUGAUAGUGAUGACGAAUAAAGAGCCAGCACUGCUAGUAAUAGUUAAUAGCAAGACCCUAAUGUUAAAAGCCCAUCUGCUUCAAGUAAAAUGUCAAAAGCAAUGAGAAAGAAGGCCAAAAAAGCUGCGAAAGGAUCAGGCUGGAAAAUAUGA
This is a messenger RNA of Stylonychia lemnae, 1629 nucleotides long. The record is from the annotation of a GenBank genome assembly. NCBI's taxonomy places the organism in Eukaryota, Ciliophora, Spirotrichea, Sporadotrichida, Oxytrichidae.